Molecule: messenger RNA, 3530 nt
Organism: Drosophila kikkawai
Lineage: Eukaryota; Metazoa; Arthropoda; Insecta; Diptera; Drosophilidae
Gene: Med
Product: Smad/Smad4 homolog Medea
Biological process (GO): cell differentiation; anatomical structure morphogenesis; transforming growth factor beta receptor signaling pathway
Cellular component (GO): heteromeric SMAD protein complex
Molecular function (GO): I-SMAD binding; DNA-binding transcription factor activity, RNA polymerase II-specific; RNA polymerase II cis-regulatory region sequence-specific DNA binding
Source: RefSeq, a predicted model, not a curated record
UUGGUUUUAGUAUUUCUCCGCAAAGCCACAAAAGGGAAAGGAGAAAAAAGAAAAGGAAAAUCGGGUGGAAAACGGGAAAGAAAACGAGAAACUGCGGAAAAUUGUGUUCUUUGGGCUCGCCAAGAAGCUACCACUAAGCAGACAAUGAAACUUGUGGAGAAAAUAGUGGAAAUAACGCUCGAAAGCUGAUAGAACGAAGGAGACUUUUGUAGUUUCCUGCCUCUGUGUGUGUGUGGCGAGCAGUGCGAGUGUGUUUGUGCCAGGAAGAAGGGGAGGAAGAGGCGGAGCAGCCGCGGAGAGACUUUUCGCAAGGAAAAGCAGCGAAAUUACGCCAGCUUGGUGGGAGUUCGGAGAUUAGCAGCAGCACCCCCCAAGCCCACACACACACGCACACCCAGGCGUCGCUAUCGGCCGUUUGUUUUGUGCUCAGAUUCGCGUGCCGCCUUUGUUUGGUGCUUUUUCGCCUUUCGUUGUCGGUUUUCCGGCGGCCCCCUCGUGUGUGUGCUUCCCUCCACCCCCUCUCUGUGCUCUUCGGCUCCUUGGCGGCUUCGUUUUGUGGCCCUCGUCCGGUUACGGUUUAGCGGCUUACGGUCACGGGUACGGCUCGUCCGAGUCCGGGCGCAGCAGCUCCGGCGGAUCCGGUUACGGCGGCGGGGGGGUCAGCAACAACGCCGCAGUGGAUGCCCAUGCAGGUGGCCUGGGCCUGGCCCAGGACUUUGGCAUGGGCGGCGGUCCGGGGGCGGGUCCGCCCACCCACAUGUACGGCGCCGUAGCCCCGCAGGAUAUAAUUGUCCGGGACAUGGUGCAAAUGCCCCCGCCGCCGCCCUCUAAUGCGCCCACAUCGGCGGACGCCUGUCUAAGCAUUGUCCAUUCGCUGAUGUGCCACCGGCAGGGCGGCGAGAGCGAGGGAUUCGCCAAGAGAGCCAUCGAGUCGCUGGUUAAAAAGCUGAAGGAGAAGCGCGACGAACUGGACUCGCUGAUCACGGCCAUCACCACAAACGGAGCCCAUCCCAGCAAGUGCGUGACCAUUCAGCGCACGCUCGAUGGACGUCUGCAGGUGGCCGGUCGCAAGGGCUUCCCGCACGUGAUCUACGCCCGGAUCUGGCGCUGGCCGGAUCUGCACAAGAACGAGCUGAAGCACGUCAAGUACUGUGCCUUUGCCUUCGAUCUCAAGUGCGACUCGGUGUGCGUGAAUCCCUACCACUACGAGCGCGUCGUCUCGCCGGGCAUUGAUCUGUCCGGCCUCAGCCUGCAGUCGGGACCCAGUCGCCUGGUGAAGGACGAGUACUCAGCCGGUCCGCUUGUCGGUGGGAUGGAUAUCGAUGGCAAUGACAUUGGCACCAUACAGCAUCAUCCCACGCAGAUGGUGGGUCCCGGCGGCUACGGUUAUCCACAGGGACCUGGUGAAUAUGUUGGCGAUCCCUUGAGUGCAAUGUUUCCCAGCGGCCGUACAAUACCGAAAAUUGAGCCGCAGGAUGGUGUUGUGGGUUCGCGCAGUUCUUGGAUGGUGCCACCUCCACCACGGCUCGGCCAGGCCUCCCAGCAGCAGCAGCAGCAGCAACAGCAACAAUCCCAGCAGCCACAACCCCCGCCGAACCCUCAGCAGCAGCAGCAAACCCAACCCCAAGCCCAGGCUGCCGCACAUCCGCUCUCCGUACCUCAUGGCAUGCCGAGCAUGCCUGGCCCCAUGAAUCCUGUAAUGGCGCCCCCACCUCCGCCCCAGCAGCAGCAGGCUCAGAAUCCCCAGGGCAAUGGGGUGCACCAUAACCAGGCUAAUUCCCCCACAGAUCCCGCCACCGCCUUGGCCAUGCAACAGCAGCAGCAGCAACAGCAGCAGCAACAACAGCAGCAGCAGCAGGCGGGGGGUGUUCCCAAUGGAGGUGUUAAUAGCAGCAAUGGGGCCACUGGCCCUGGACAGUACUAUGGCCAGCCGCCGCCCGGCAGUCAGAUGCAAGGAGGGGGAGGCAGUGGCUCGGUUCCGUCCACUGUGCAUGCCCAGCAAAACGGCUAUGUGUCACAGUCGGGACCUGGGGGAGGCACUCCAUCCGUUGGUGGCUUUGGCGCUGCUCCAACCAACGCCCAGCAGCAGCAGCAGCCACCGACUGGAGUGCAGGCCAAUGCGGGAUCUGCUGGUGGUGUGGCAGCUCAAGCUGGCGGGGGAGGUGGUGCAGCAGGGACCUGGACAGGUCCCAAUACACUCACCUAUACGCAGUCCAUGCAACCGCCCGAUCCGCGAUCCCUGCCAGGAGGAUUUUGGAACUCCACGCUCUCAGGUGACCUGGGUUCGCCGCAACAAACCCCACCACAGCAGCAGCAACAGCAGCAACAACAACAGCAAUCGCAGCAACAGCCACGUCUCCUUUCGCGCCAACCACCACCGGAAUACUGGUGUUCCAUAGCCUACUUCGAGCUGGACACACAGGUGGGCGAGACCUUUAAGGUGCCAUCAGCGAAACCGAACGUCAUUAUCGAUGGCUAUGUGGAUCCUUCCGGCGGCAAUCGCUUUUGUCUGGGCGCCCUCAGCAAUGUUCAUCGCACUGAGCAAUCGGAGCGAGCCAGGCUGCACAUUGGCAAGGGCGUGCAGCUGGACCUGCGUGGCGAGGGCGACGUUUGGCUGCGCUGCCUCAGCGACAACUCGGUGUUCGUACAAAGCUAUUAUCUGGAUCGCGAGGCGGGUCGCACGCCUGGCGAUGCCGUGCACAAGAUUUAUCCGGCGGCCUGCAUUAAGGUGUUUGACCUGCGCCAGUGCCACCAACAGAUGCACUCACUGGCCACCAAUGCCCAGGCAGCGGCCGCAGCUCAGGCAGCAGCCGUGGCCGGCGUGGCCAAUCAGCAGAUGGGCGGCGGCGGCGGUGGCGGUGGUAGAAGCAUCACUGCAGCCGCUGGGAUUGGUGUGGACGAUCUGCGUCGCCUCUGCAUUCUGCGGCUGAGCUUCGUCAAGGGCUGGGGACCUGACUAUCCGCGACAGUCGAUUAAGGAGACGCCCUGCUGGAUCGAGGUGCACCUGCAUCGCGCCCUCCAGCUGCUGGACGAGGUGCUCCACGCCAUGCCCAUCGAUGGGCCGCGAGCGGCGGCCUAAUCAUCUACGUUUAGGAUUCAGUUAAGGGCAGCUUUCCGGUCUUCAUUUGCACGUUUAUGUUUCUUUGCCUUUGAUUAUUUAAUAAUAAUGAUUUUUAUAAAAAAUUAAAAAUUGAACAAGUGGGCGAGCAGUCUUAAGUACGCAGCUAAGCAUCUAGUUUUAUGUACAAUAUAUUUAAAUAUACAAACUUACCCGCACACCCACACAGCGACCAUUGACAAGGCGGCAAGUGUUAGUUCGGUGCCCAUUUCCUGCCACGCGAAUCACCACCAGAAACAUACACACAGCAUUGCAACAAUCAUCCAAGCCAACGGGCGAAACAAAAAUAAGAAAAAAAACAUCGAUGCACACAUAAAUACAUACAUAUGAUGUAAAAUGCAAACGUACACACAUAAGGCAAAAGCAAAACAAGUAGUUGUAAUAUAAGUGUAAUAAACAGAGCAUAAACGAA